AUCAAUGAUAUGAAGAAAUAUUUUAGUUCCAGUGAACACUCCUAUUAUGCUCAAUCUCUGUUCUUUGUAUCAAUAGUCAUCCAUAAAGUCAAGGCUUUUGAUUUAGAUACAGCUAUCUUAAUUGACAGUGAUCUCAAAUUUGAAUCAGAUAUUAAUGAUUUAAACAAACAAUUUGAAAAUUUCGCUGAAAAUAAUGUAAUCGGACUAGCUCGUGAAAAUCAACCUGUUUACAGACAUUUAUUUUCCUCUUAUCGUAGUCAUAACCCAGGCACUCGGGUUGGAAGUCCACCACCAAAUGGUUUAUCAGGAUUCAACAGUGGAGUGGUAUUAUUAAAUAUCAAAAGAAUGGGAAGCUCUUCACAAUAUAAUGAACUAAUCAAUCCGGAGGUUUUACAACGAAUGACAAAAACAUAUGAUUUUAAAGGUCAUUUAGGUGACCAAGACUUUUUCACCUUAUUAUCAUUAGAACAUGAAGAUUUAUUUUAUGUGUUACCAUGUACAUGGAAUAGACAAUUAUGUGUUUGGUGGCGUGAUAAAGGAUAUGAAGAUGUGUUUGAUCUUUAUUUUAAAUGUAAUGGAAAAAUAAAUAUUUAUCAUGGAAACUGCAAUACACCAUUUCCAAGUUCAUAG
Messenger RNA from Lottia gigantea (owl limpet), 630 nucleotides. RefSeq lists its product as hypothetical. The transcript has a single exon. The annotation marks the transcript as partial. Gene Ontology annotation, molecular function: UDP-xylosyltransferase activity. NCBI's taxonomy places the organism in Eukaryota, Metazoa, Mollusca, Gastropoda, Lottiidae. The record is from RefSeq and is a predicted model, not a curated record.